CUGCUCAAGUUUAAUGAGCGUUGUUUGCUCACUAUCAGCCAAGUAAACAUGGUGUAUGUGGGCUAUAUCGUCUUCACUCUCUUGGCAGGACUCUUCAUCACGCCACUGUCUAUCUUGUGGUUCAUCAGCUUCUGCCUCGCCCGGAGGAAACAUGACCCUGCCAGAGUCGGCGUCGCCUGGAUCAAGGCAGUAUUUCCCCUCUGGAUAAUAUCCUUGUCUUUAUAUACCGUCUCAGGGGCCCUGAACCUCUGGUCAACGUCCGACGAUGCGUACGAGUACCUGGACUCUGAUGCAUUGGUGAACGUGCAGGUCGCUGCCAAUCACGUUAACGCCACCGCCUUCUUCUUCGCAAACCUUGCUCAGAUUUGCCUCUUCAUCACCUAUAUCGAAUUGGCGAACGGGUUUAUGCUCUGCCUGAAGGGCGAUGCGAAGGCCGCCCCAAGUCGCCGAUUCGCCCGCAUUGCCAUCUCGGCCUGGGGUUUUGUUCUCUUUGCGCUGGCCGUUUCCUCCUUCAGUGUCUCCCAUGCGCUUGGUGUGCGGUUCCGCAGGAUCCUGACCGACGAUUACUCGACAAGCCGAGAGCGCAGCAGCGCAACAGCCGCCUACAAUCGAGACGCUCACACCUUGACGCGUCUGCUCAUUGCGCUCGACAUCCUCAAGUGGCUCACCAGUUUGAUCAUGCUUAGUGCUGCGUCUGUUGUCGUUCACAGAACCAGAAACAAUAAGAUCUUGCGUAAAGUCGCUGUCCUCUUCCUCGUCGCGACGAUCCUUGACUUCAUACGCCUCAUCGUCGUUAUGGCGAUCUCCAUCCACCAGAACUUGACCCCCUCCAUCACGUUCGGAUCGGACCAAGAAAUCCUCGGCUAUAUUGUCCAACCCCUCUUCGAUUUCGUCUUCAUGUUUGUCCUCCUCGUCCUGCUCUUCACCCUCGCCGUCCGCAAGCGCACCGGCCUCUGGUCACAGCCGCAGCAAGAGUGGCACUACCCGACCGUCGUCUACGUCCCUGCGAUUCCGGGCCAGCCGAUGCCCGCCGGCGCCAUGCCUGCACAGCAGCAGCAACAACAACCCAUACCUGCACAGCUGCAGCCUAUGCACAUGCAGCAGCCCAACCAGGGACUACCGGCGUACCUCCAGGUUGCGCAGCAGAAGCAGAUGAUGCAGCAACAGCAGCCGCAGCAGCAAGUGUAUGCGUAUUACCCCCAGCCAAUGCAGCAGCCGGCACCUGUGUAUCAGCAGCCCGACGUCCAACAGCAGCAACAGCAGGCGCAGCAACCACAAGAGGCAAAACCAGAUGCUUAGAGCGUGCUGAGGCGGGGUGAGGUGGUAACAUGGGUCAAAUGGAGACAUGGGCUUUUCAACGUCUUUCAGAUGAUGAUGAUUCCGUCAUGGGCUGCACAAGCAAUGUCUUGUAUAUAGGAUAUUCAAGGUUCUGGAUAUGAACGGAGCGUGCUAGCGAGAUACCAACAACUUGAUUCCCUCAUUUCUCUCUCGAGCGCUCUGUCUUUUACUCUCAAAGCAGCCAUGACAACCGUGUAUGAGUUGGGAGGCGAGCGUCGUAAUUAAUGAACACCAAAAUCAAAGCUGGCGUCCGAAGCAGGAC
Messenger RNA from Parathielavia appendiculata, 1600 nucleotides. RefSeq lists its product as uncharacterized. Bases 49 to 1299 code for a protein of 416 amino acids. The record is from RefSeq and is a predicted model, not a curated record. The transcript is spliced from 3 exons. NCBI's taxonomy places the organism in Eukaryota, Fungi, Ascomycota, Sordariomycetes, Sordariales, Chaetomiaceae.